Messenger RNA from Cannabis sativa, 710 nucleotides. RefSeq lists its product as uncharacterized. The record is from RefSeq and is a predicted model, not a curated record. The transcript has a single exon. Lineage: Eukaryota; Viridiplantae; Streptophyta; Magnoliopsida; Rosales; Cannabaceae. The coding region runs from base 243 to 590 and encodes 115 amino acids.
UUUUUUUAGGAAAAGAAGUAGAAUAUAUUUCUUUUGAAGACUGAGUCUCAGGAUUAAACGAUAGACUGAGUCAGCAGACAAAGUGUGUCCAAUAAUCAUUAUUGAAUCAUAGCAAGAGAAUAGAGAGGGGCAUUUUCGUAAUUUCACUUGCCCUGUUUUAAACUUCCCCUGUUUUAUAAACACUACCUGUUUUCCAACCAAACAAAAAUUAAAUUCUCAAAACUAAACAAAAAUAAUUCUUCAUGACUCCAUUACGAUCAGUAUUGGAAGGAAUCAUAACUCGGCGGAUAAUCCUUCUUUACGCAACAACGUGGACGAUUAUGUUAACGGUAACGGUGGCGGUGGCCUCAUUUGCACCGGAGUUUGCAUUCGUUAUGGCCAUAUCACCAUCGUCGUCGUUUUCCAAGUCUUGUAAUUCAAAGGGGUCGGUAAGAAUACCAUUUAGCGAUCCAUUAACGGAGGUCAUAUGCUUCCCAUCCCAUAUGGUAAAGAGAUCCAAAAUAGAUCUCAUUGUCCCUACAGUCUUUGCCGCUCUAGUUGUCACCGCUUCUGCUUGCUUUGUUCGAUCUUUCGCCUUAUAUGGUAGUUAAAGAUUGAUAUUAUGAUAUGUUUUCAAGGAGAAAUUGAAUUGAAGUUUUUAAAUACUUGUUAUAUCCAGUUUUUAUUAGUUUUAGCUUUAUAGAUAGAAAACGAGGUUACUUAAUUGAGUU